GAAGAAGGUUAGGGGUAAAAAGAGCUUGAGCAUGAAGUACGGUCAGCUGGGAAAGUGCUUGAAGGUGGGUGUGUGCAAAGAAUUGAAAUAUGUUGAAGAGAUGCGUGUGUUAUCUUUUCUCCUCACCACUAACCAUCCAGUACCUCCCCUUGCGGUGUGUCGUCAGCAGAUGAUCUCAGGGCCUGAGAGGAGCUGCAAGAGAAAAUGGGAGGAAAUCUGAUCCAUAUGGUGGCACUAUAAAGGUCGUCGCUGAUUUGCAGCCUUCAUCAAAACCUGGUCAAGACUUCAUCACUUACUCGUGACUGGGACCCUCCUCUCGCACCUUGUCACAGCGCACUGAAUGUCUCACCAGUCUCUCUCUCCAGCAGAACCAGUUAUCAGCCUGACCCUUGGGGUGAGGGGUUCAUUGCAGCAAUCUUCAAAACCGAUUCUUCUUCGAAAGAUAUGAAGAUACUGGGUCCAUUUGUUUUCUUGCUUUUGCUUGGGGGACUGUGGUGUCAGAACAACCGUAAUGCUAAAGCUACUGGAAAGUCCACAAAGAAGUCUAGUGGGAGCCAACAAGGUGAUGCUGGCCAGUCUGCCUCUGCAGCUGAUGUCACUUCAGGAAGCACUGGAAGAACUGGAAGCACCUCCAGAAACACCGGAGGCUCAGCCGAAUCAAGACAGGAAGGUGGUGCAGGGACUCGUGGAGCUGGACAACAGACAGAUGAUAUGAGGCUGCACUACCUCACAAACACACAAGUUACAUGUAAUGAUGGGACAGCAGCUGGGUUUUACCUAAAGGAAUUCAGAGGAAGCCGCCGAUGGUUGUUAUUUCUGGAAGGUGGCUGGUGCUGCUACAGCAGAGAGACCUGUGAUUACAGGUACCAAAAUAUCCCCCGACUAAUGAGCUCAUCGGGGUGGCCUGAAACCAAAAGAGGAAGUGGAAUAUUAUCUUCUCAAGCUGAGGAAAACCCACACUGGCAUAAUGCAAAUAUUGUAUUCAUCCCUUACUGUUCCAGUGACGUGUGGAGCGGCACUGGGCCUCCACCAACACCCCCUUCCAGGCCGCGACAAGGCAGGGACAAAGUCAGAGAUAGGAAUACAAAUGCAACUGAAUAUAACUUCAUGGGAUCCCUAAUCAUCCGUGAGGUCAUCAAAGAUCUCAUCCCUAAAGGAAUCAAGCAGGCCAAGGUUGUCAUGCUGUCUGGUAGCAGCGCUGGUGGAACAGGUGUUUUGCUCAACAUUGAGAGGGUGGCCAGUCAGCUCCAGCAGCUUGGUGCAGAAGCUCAGGUCCGAGGCCUCGUGGACUCGGGCUGGUUUCUGGAGAGCAAGCAGCAAAGAUCACCAAACUGCCCUGAGACAGUUUCCUGCUCACCUGAGGAUGCUAUCAAGAUUGGACUCAGGCUGUGGAACGGGGUUGUUCCUGACAGAUGUCGGCAGCUCUUUAAAAGAGGGGAGGAGUGGAAGUGCUUCUUUGGUCAUAGACUAUACUCUACUUUGACCUCCCCUGUGUUUAUUGUACAGUGGCUGUUUGAUGAGGAACAGCUGAGGGUGGAAAACAUCUAUAUAGGGGGACAGAGCAUGUCUGAGGAGCAGUGGCAGUACAUCCAGAACCUGGGCUUGGAGCUCAAAAACUCCCUGAGAGAUGUUACGGCUGUAUUUGCUCCAUCCUGCCUCUCCCACACACUAAUUACCAAAAGUAAUUGGACAAAUUUUCAAGUUAGAGGCACGUCUCUGCCACGUGCCCUUCAAUGCUGGGACAGGAGUCUGGAAGCAAUACGUAACAACAGGACCCCGGCUAAAGGAUGUCCUUUUCACCUCUUGGAUACCUGUCAGUGGCCACAGUGUAACCCCACCUGCCCAGCUUUGGUGGAUAAGACCACCCAGCAGGAGCUUACCUUGCUCCAGAUGCUGGUAGCCAUGGGUCUGGACCUCCAGAGGCUGGGCCUGGAUCCCCAGGGAGAUGCAGAUUCUCUUGUCAGCAUGGUCAGGAAUGGUGGCUAAGUGUGAAAAUUUAGGGUACAUGAAAAGUUAAAUAAAUAGAUGAAAACAAAUGUGUUGAAAAUUUAACGUAACCAUAGAAAUGCUGUAGAAAUCUGGUUACUAUGUCUUGUGCUACUCAGCAUUCCAUUAUGCUCCACAUGACUGUUCACUUUGAGACUUGGCUGGAGGGUAUGUCACUGCAUCUGGGUUUGAAUGGUUUAGUGGGCCCUCUACUGGACACCAGUGGAAAGAGGUGUUGCAGCUGUACUGAUCGACAAGCUUAGUGUUUAGCAGAUGGCUGUGCAUAACCUCCUACAACACACUUUCAGCCUGAUCACUCCACAGGAACAUGUAACAUCAGAGCAUGGUAGUAGAGUUAUAAUGGUAAUGAAUAGAAAGUAGCUGAAAGCUGACGGAAACACAAACAUUUUGCUCAAACAAGAUAGAAAUGCUUUUGUGUUCAUGCAGCUUUUAGCAGUUAAACUUGCUUUAUACUCUUUAUCUACAGUCUUUUUUAGUUAUUCACUGAUUUCCAAUAUGCAUUAUUGAAAGAUACAGAAUCUGUCAAAUUUCUAGUAAUCAGAUUACUACAUAAUAAUACACAAAUCAGCUAAGUGUUCAACUGUUUUGGAGAAAACAUAUCAAAAAGUUUCAUUCACUUUUACUCAAUAAUUUUUGGUGCACUUAGUUCCAAAGACACUACCGAUUUUUGGCGACUUAGUUCGAGUGUUUAGAUUUUGAUGCUAUGCUGACAUACAUAUAUUUAUAUAUAUAUAUAUAUAUACAUAUAUUACAUAGUAUCUAUACAUACUUUCUAUGCAUGCAAAAUAGAAAUGUGACUCAUUUUUGUAAUAUUUCUGUGUAGGGCAGAGAAAGGUGAUCAGUGACCUACCACAAUAAUUUGUGAGUUUAUUCAAGGAAAAAACAAAAGUUUUUGACAUGUGAAAUUAUUAAUAUAAAGAAAAAUGCUGCAGUUACUCACUGCACAGUUGUGACAAUCUAUGUCUAGUUACAUACACAGACAUAAUGCAACUAGUAUUGCAUAGGGCUUAAUAUUGCAGUCCUUCAUUGUUGUUAAAGCAUGAUUUUUCAUAAUGUUGUGCUAUUUUUGCAUUUACAGACAGUGCUGUAGCUGUAUGUUUUAAUUUCAUUUAGGUACUGCAAUAAGGGUGUUGCACGUGUCAAAAUGUGGAAUAAAAAAUAUGA
Molecule: messenger RNA, 3171 nt
Organism: Oreochromis niloticus (Nile tilapia)
Lineage: Eukaryota; Metazoa; Chordata; Actinopteri; Cichliformes; Cichlidae
Gene: notum2
Product: notum pectinacetylesterase 2
Exons: 12
Coding region: 445-1986 (513 amino acids)
Biological process (GO): negative regulation of canonical Wnt signaling pathway; protein depalmitoleylation
Molecular function (GO): palmitoleyl hydrolase activity
Source: RefSeq, a predicted model, not a curated record